Molecule: messenger RNA, 3284 nt
Organism: Tuber melanosporum (Perigord truffle)
Lineage: Eukaryota; Fungi; Ascomycota; Pezizomycetes; Pezizales; Tuberaceae
Exons: 4
Coding region: 549-2354 (601 amino acids)
Biological process (GO): establishment or maintenance of cell polarity; ubiquitin-dependent protein catabolic process
Cellular component (GO): MUB1-RAD6-UBR2 ubiquitin ligase complex
Source: RefSeq, a predicted model, not a curated record
ACUCCUCUCGCACCUACCGGGACUGUACCCAUCACCCUCACACUCCAACGCCGACCGACUUUCAUCAUCAGAACCUCCUCGCCUCACCUCACCUCACCUCACCUCACCUUCUCUAAACGACCUCACCUCACCCUAACCUUGAACCCUUCCAUCUCCCAUAUUCCUCCACCUCAGAUUAGGGUAGCUUUUCCAUCUCUCAGUGCCCCCGGCCACGAACAACCAUCGUCUUCAACCACCCCACUGCCCGCCCACGCCUACUCAUCCACGCCAGCAGCUGAAGCAACCGCAACACUCUCCCCCCUACUGAUACCUUGUUCGGCCUCUUAGGCUCACCUUCUAAUCCGCUUUAGCCGCCUUAUUUCUUCCUCCGGUCCGGUGCACUAACGACGGAUUCUUUUUUCUUUCUCUUCAUACCGUGCUCGGGUCCAUUCACCUGGGAGCUCGGUUGGUUCACUUCGAAGCUUCCUACUUAUCCAUUCUAUAACUCUCUGCGAGCAGUUUGCCUUCUUCCAGCCCUGUUCUCUUAGUUCGCUUCCUAUACUCUAGCUAUGCGAGAAGUAAACUUUAGUAUUCCCAAUGUCAACAAGGCUUCUGUCAGUAUUACCACGGCUCUAUACGACCGACGCGCAUUAGACUGCACGUCGACAUUACCUCUUAUAAAUUCUCUGAACCAUUUGGCAUACCUCACUACAUCUUCAGCUCGCAUCAGGGAUAUCCUUACGGUUGAUGGCGGUGUGGAACGGCUUGUUUGCAUCCUGAAGGCGGGGAGGAGUAAGGAUUUGAUGAGCAUGUGGAAAUGGAACCUGGCCUUCCAAUGCGUAGUGAAUAUCGGUGUCCGGGGGUCGGAGAAUGUACGAACGAGAGUGGUGGAGGCCGAUAUGGUUCCGGUGAUUGCGACAAUAUUAGACAACUACGUUCAGGUUAUCGACAAAUUACAGUCAAAGGCCGAGGCCGCAAGUGCAAAAAAGUCGGUUUCAGGCAACAGCACUAGGUCGAGGGAAAACAAGAUUCACUCUUCUUUUUACGAGAGAAACGAUAGGUCAAGUGGUGGUGAGCGAAGUUUUCGUAGACAGGCGCCUCCACCGUCGAUCGAAAUUCCGGCUCCUAUUUCUCAACACCGUGUAGAAACUCGAGGGGAAUCGAUCUCCGCUAAUCCACGACACACUUUGCCGGUUCCUGGCCCCUCGGAGAGAGUGGCUUAUGCUCGCCAGUCACACAAUCAUGGCCGAGCACAUGAUGCUCGCCAUCAUUUCCAUACUUACCAUUCUGGUACCCAGGCACGUGAUCAAGGUGGAUUGCAGCCUUUGGCUGCGGCGCUUCCUGCCAUAGAUAUGGGUGUUGGCGCUUUUGGUCUAAGGCCGGUUCGUGAUGUUGAUCGAUUGCCCUCUAUGCUACAGGCCGGUGGGCCUUCACAGCCAGAGUCGCCAACCACACCCAAUCCACCCCCUCCCGCGUCUUCUCAUAGAGCAUCACGUCGUGGCAGUAGGCCAUCUAUUCGUCAUCAGCGCUCUAUUUCGGGAGAAUCCGAUGACGCCGGUUCGGAUGAAAACUCGGUCCCUUCUGGGGGUAUGGGUAGUGGGAAUGAGCCAAUUGUUGGUAUACAGACUGGAGAAGAUGGCCGUGAGCCGAUUAUUGACUCUGUGGAUACCCCCAUGGCAAUUACCGGUCCCCAUGGUACAGAUGGUCAGGACGCUGAAACAUUUAAUAUCACACACCGAUCUCCUAUAGAUGGUAGCAUUAUUAGCCCAACCGCCAAUGCUAGCCCAGCAAUCGGUUUCUCACCUAACCCCCCAACCGUUAACCCAGCUUUGGCUAUUCCCUCCUCCUUUCAGAUUCCCACUCGAUACCUUGCUGAUAACUCAUCUGUUGUCCUACCUUCAAUGCCCCAACCCGAGGAUGUCUUGAUGUCACUGCAACUAUUAGCUUAUGUUUCAAAGUACUGCAAUUUGCGUUCAUACUUCCAGAAGUCCCAUUUGGUACCAAAACUUUCUAUAGGUCGCGAAAUCCACCUACUCGACGAUGACCCGAAUAUCUUUGGCGCUAAAUCUCAACCAAUUCCGCUCACCGAGGAGGAGGAGGAGGAGUAUCUCUUGCCCGAUGACUAUAACAUUUUCCCACUUGUCGAGAAGUUCACCGUCCGUCACCAUGCCCCUGACAUGCAAUAUUGGGCCGGAGUCGACGACUCUCGAGGAGGAAUCCGGCAGUGCGCUUAUUACGAGUGUGGCAAGGGGGAGGAAUACACCCGACAAUUUGCAAAGUGCCGGAGGUGCAGACGCACAAAGUACUGCAGCAAAGAGUGUCAGAAGAGUGCUUGGGUCUACCACAGGCACUGGUGUGUCGCGGCGCAGCAGUAGCAAGACUGCAUUUAAAAUCAAAAAAAAUCAAUCUUCGUUUAUACAUGCAGGACGACCUGUUAAAAUCAGCUUUUCUUCCCUUUCCUCUUAUCAUAUUUUGCUUUCUCGGCGGUCAUGGAGUUCUUAUUGUUCUUAGUUCCGGAUCGUGUCUUCCUAACGUUUUUCAUUUUCCUUUCUAGUGAUUAGUUUUAAAAUUAUUCUUGGGCUUGGAGAAAAGGUGUAAAUUGCACAUUGUGUUUAUUUUUUCCUUCUACCUUUAUAUCUUGGUUGCAUUGGCUUGAGAUUUCUCUUUUCUCCUACUACUUUCUCCCUUUAUUAUUCAUUCGGAUUAUUCAGGAUGCGAGCUUUAUUUCGUGCGGGUUAAAGCUUAUGUUAAUUGAUUGGCACAAUGGCGAAAACAAGAGCGGGAAGGGGAAGGGGAAAACGAGAAAGAACCUAUCCCUCCCAAUACGUUUUUUUUCUUUCCCUCUCUCCCUUUUCCUUAUCGUACUCUGUUUCUUCCUUUCUCCGAUAUCCCUUGUUAUUGGCACACCCCCCUCUGACUACUCUCGUUUCCCCCGUUUUCUUAGCAUUCAUGUCAUCAUUAUCAUUCAUACCCGGUCACUCACGAACAUUUCCUUUGUAACAACCUCCCCUCUUCUAGCAAAACGUAUCGAAGUUAGCAUGGCAGUAUAGUUUUACAAAAAAAGUUUGGCGGGGUCCGCGGUCAACUUUUUUUUUUUUUUCAUUGAGUCAUUGAAUUUGUUUUCUACUUUUGUUUCUCGCAUGGACUAGUGGAUGGAGCCGGUGGUUUUUUCUUAGCUUUGGUUGUUAUAUAAUUUUACAGAAGGGGAGGGUGGGAGGAACGGGGAAAGGGUCUAGAUGAGCCCUUGAGCAGCAGAGCGAGCGAAUGAUAUAGUAGGGAAAUAAAUAGAGGUCUCUUUCCUUUGG